This is a messenger RNA of Radiomyces spectabilis, 1257 nucleotides long. RefSeq lists its product as uncharacterized. NCBI's taxonomy places the organism in Eukaryota, Fungi, Mucoromycota, Mucoromycetes, Mucorales, Radiomycetaceae. The coding region runs from base 195 to 1022 and encodes 275 amino acids. The transcript is spliced from 4 exons. The record is from RefSeq and is a predicted model, not a curated record.
UAAGCCGUGGACAACCGAUGAUUUCGUAAAGUCACUCAAUCAAGGCCUUGGCGAGACGGACAACCUCGUGGGUCUGGAAGAGUGGAUCAAACUAAAAUAUAACUCCACCAACACCUAUUUUGCUGCCAAAACCGAUGAAGCGCAGGGUCAAGUUGCACAGUAACCGCCACCUUUUGUCGCUCUUCUAAAAAAUCAUGCCACUUGUCCCCGCGAGAAUGUUUUUUUCUCGGCAUUCCGGCCCAAUUCACCAUUGGCCUCCUUUUCUUUUAUUUUGGUUUUUUUUCUUUCUCUCCAUCUAUCUUUUUUUUUAUAAAAUGUUGUUAGAAACGGUACGAGAGAUUUAUAAACUCUCUUUAUCUACCCCAUCCCUAGUUCAUGUUUGGCCAUUGGUUACUGCCACCGUUGUUAGCACCCUGAAUCGACCCAAUGAUAUUCCUCAAGUUUACAAGUUUGCUGAAGAAUGCAUCGAUGAAACCCAUACAGAUGCUACCUGGCGUCUAGAGAAAAAGCAAAUGCUAGUCACUCGGCUGCAAGAAGCGCUGUACAAGAGUUACGCUAUUGUUGGCUUUCCCAAAGUCAUCAACAGUUUGAGUACCUUGAGUCAAGCAGUCACCGGAGACGUCCGAUUGUCAUUACUUCGCAGAAACCCUAGAGAUGUCAGUUCGUGGGAACAAGUACUACAGCAACGUGCACGAGGCCGAGCGCUCUUUGACAAGAUUUACGAAUGUCAUGCAACGCGUGUCUACGACAAUUUAUCCGACGCGUAUCCUGAUUUGGCGGAAGCGGCCAUCAACCACAUUUACGCGCCUAUCCUUUCCGACGUUUCAAUCCUCGGCGAAAAAGAGACCAGUUUUGUGUUGGUGGCUGCGUUGAUAGCUGAAAAUUUGCCCAAACAAUUACGCGGGCAAUGGUACGGUGCACAACACAACGGUGCCACUUUGGAUGAACUACGACAGAUCCAAACCAUGGUUCAUUUGAUUUGCAAGGAAUAUAAUGUGCCAUGUGCAGAAAUAGCAAAAUAGCGAGCAUGUAGCAUACAUAGGUCGUUACUAUGCAUCAAUUUUUUUGUGGAUUGGCUGAGUAAACCCCCCCCCCCAAAAAAAGGGCCAUCCCGUCCAUGCAACUCCGCUUUUGCCGUUUCACGGCAUGCAAUGAAAUAAUACAGCAUGGCUUCAUCCCAUACUGUUGCGGAAAAGCUGAUUCACGCCAAGAAUGAACAAGCCAUAGGCGAGAUUUUGGAAACUCAAGCUCAAUGUU